CUCAGUGCGCUGCCUCUGCUUCGUCGGUUUAUUUCACCUCUACUGAGCCACCUUGGGACUGACAUAGGAUUAUUUUAGGAGCGUCGAUAGACGUUGGACGACAAAAUUGUUUGCUCUCUCAGACGGAAAAAAAAUGCGUCUCAUCCAUAACAUGACGACCAUCGCGGAGUGUCCAGCGCCCGAAUACUCGGUCCCCAACCGGGUCAUUAAAAUGGCUGUGAUGGGAGGCAGCGGAGUUGGGAAAACAGCGCUAGUGGUGAGAUUCCUAACCAGGCGCUUCAUCGGGGACUAUGAGAGAAAUGCCGGUAAUCUGUACUCCAGGGAAGUCCAGGUGGAUGGCGAGCAAGUGACAAUCCAGGUUCAAGAUACUCCUGGUGUGGAGAUGACUGAUAAUGGCAUCAGUCUGCCUGACCAUGUGACCUGCUCCAUGCAGUGGGCCGACGCAGUGGUGCUGGUGUACUCUGUGACAGACCGCAGCAGCUUCGAUCUGAUCGAUCAGCUCCACCAGCUUGUUGUUCGUACCGGCGGCGCCAAUAUGCCUCCGGUAAUCCUGCUGGCCAAUAAAGCGGACCUGCUGCACCUGAGGCGGGUCGACUCUCAGCAGGGUCCUUUGCUGGCGGGAACGCUGGGCUGCUCCUUCUAUGAGGUAUCUGCCAGUGAGGACUACAACCAGGUGCACAGUGCUUUCCACAGGCUGUGCUGCCAGCUAGCCAAGCAGCCACCUCCCCCCUCCUCCAACUCCUCACACGGCUCUGCCAGCGCCGCCACGGAGAAGAGGCGCUCGCCACUCAUCCCCAGGCCAAAGUCCCCCAACAUGCAAGACUUGAAGAGGCGCUUCAAACAGGCACUGUCAGCGAAAGUCAGGACUGUCACCUCUGUGUGAAGAGGACUAGAAGUCGAAAGUGGUCCAGAGUGGCCACAGAGAGAAAGAAAGCAUUGAAGAUGGAAGAGAAAAGAGGACAGAGAAGAUUUAAACUUCUCCACUGCAGUCCUGUGUCAGUAUGGCUGAAGGAGGCAGGUGUGAAACAAAAAGUGGUAGGUUCUCAAUUGCCAGAGGCAGCUGAGUCUUUACAGAGGUGAUGACCUCUACAUGGGCAGGUGUCUGUCCUGUCAGAUACCAUGUGUAAGGAGAAGCAGCGAGGAGGUUCGUCAUCUGUUCAGGAGAAGAAAUGGCAGCUGAGGACACAGAGUCAGCCGUGUGAGGCUGACUGAAAUCCACUCUCUCUGCAAAUAAAUUCAAAAACUGCAUAUCAAGCUCUCCUGGCAACAGCAGCUCUGAAGGACACUUUAGCUUAUUUUUAGCUGUGUUGCCCAUUGUGGCAGUUCUUUAUUUAGGCUGCCAAAUGUUGAUGUUAUAAUAGCAGCUGCUUGAGUCAAGGCUGUGUGCAGCCGUGUGUGUGUGUGUGUGUGUGUGUGUGUGUGUGUGUGUGUGUGUGUGCGCUCUGUCUCUUACAUGUCAUUACCUGCAGUAUAUUUUCACAGCAUCCAUUGUGCAUGACAGAAUAGUGAGAGUGGAGGCGCGGGAUGUAGAGGGGCAGUAUGUAGCAUGUGGCGUUUAUUAUCACUGAUGCACUUUAUAAAAAAAGAAGUUACAAAAGGGCCUGUUGUUAUUUAUUUGUUACACUUUUUGCUCACAAUAAAAUGAUGAUGAAUUUCA
Scatophagus argus is the source of this 1657-nucleotide messenger RNA. It is a transcript of the gene rasl11b, whose product is annotated as RAS-like, family 11, member B. The record is from RefSeq and is a predicted model, not a curated record. Gene Ontology annotation, molecular function: GTP binding; GTPase activity. Lineage: Eukaryota; Metazoa; Chordata; Actinopteri; Scatophagidae. The coding region runs from base 134 to 883 and encodes 249 amino acids. The transcript has 4 exons.